CCGGAAAAGGAGAACAUUUCCCAUUUUCCGCUCUUCGUGUUCCUUCUCAGCGCCUCUCUUUUCUCUCGCCCGGUGCGAGAGGACGUCCCCGGGGGAAAGAGAAAACGGGUAAAAGAAGAAGAGAGGAAAAACCCUAACCGAUCUCUCGCUGUAAGAUUAGGGGUUUUCUGAUCUUCGAUUUGCCGCCGAGAUGGGUCAGCAAUCCUUGAUCUACAGUUUCGUGGCUCGCGGGACCGUCAUCCUCGCGGAGUACACGGAGUUCUCCGGCAACUUCACGGCGAUCGCGUCUCAAUGCCUCCAGAAGCUUCCCGCCUCCAACAACAAGUUCACCUACAACUGCGACAAUCACACCUUCAAUUACCUCGCCGAAAAUGGAUUCACCUUUUGUGUAGUCGCAGUUGAGUCUGUUGGAAGACAAGUACCCAUUGCAUUUCUGGAACGCGUGAAAGACGACUUCAACAAGAGAUAUGGAGGUGGAAAGGCUGCAACUGCUGUUGCACAUAGCCUCAACAAAGAAUUUGGGCAUAAACUGAAGGAGCACAUGCAAUACUGCGUCGACCAUGCAGAUGAAGUAAGCAAGCUUGCUAAAGUGAAGGCUCAGGUUUCGGAAGUGAAAGGUGUGAUGAUGGAAAACAUUGAGAAGGUUCUUGACCGUGGUGAGAAGAUUGAACUUCUUGUUGAUAAGACUGAGAAUCUUCGAUCACAGGCUCAGGAUUUCCGGACACAAGGAACCAAAAUGAGAAGGAAGAUGUGGUUUCAGAACAUGAAGAUCAAGCUUAUUGUUUUGGGCAUUAUUGUGGCCUUGAUUCUCAUAAUCAUCUUGUCUGUUUGCCAUGGGUUCAAGUGUUAAAUGGAUUUUAGAAAAAGGUAUAUGGGAUGGUACUGCCACUACAGAGUUUUCGUCUUUUCUUUGUAUAUCUUAUAUGCACGAAUCAUUCUACUAUAUCUAGCAGAUCUUUUUCGAUGCUUGCA
Molecule: messenger RNA, 972 nt
Organism: Nymphaea colorata (pocket water lily)
Lineage: Eukaryota; Viridiplantae; Streptophyta; Magnoliopsida; Nymphaeales; Nymphaeaceae
Product: putative vesicle-associated membrane protein 726
Exons: 5
Coding region: 191-850 (219 amino acids)
Biological process (GO): vesicle-mediated transport
Cellular component (GO): membrane
Source: RefSeq, a predicted model, not a curated record